Messenger RNA from Trachemys scripta elegans, 1535 nucleotides. It is a transcript of the gene NCKAP5L, whose product is annotated as NCK associated protein 5 like. NCBI's taxonomy places the organism in Eukaryota, Metazoa, Chordata, Testudines, Emydidae. Gene Ontology annotation, cellular component: microtubule plus-end. The record is from RefSeq and is a predicted model, not a curated record. Gene Ontology annotation, biological process: microtubule bundle formation; microtubule depolymerization.
GAGCUCCGCACGCAGCACCGCCGAGAGGAAAAGAGCCUCCUCAGACGGGCCCCGCCUGCCGCCCCCCUCCCCACCGGCGUUCACCGCCAGCCGGACGCCCAGUGCCUCUGACGUGGGGGAGGAAGGCAGCCUGGAGCUGAAGUCCAGAGACACGGGGCAGGGCCAGCCGGGCCUGGAGAACUCGGAGUCGCUCAGUGACUCGCUGUACGACAGCCUCUCCUCCUGCGGGAGCCAAGGUUAAAGGGUGCCCCUGGAGCCCCCCUUCGCGGGAGGAGGGAUCAGCUGGUGCUGGAGGAGGAAGGCGCUGCCUGGGGCCCCCCGUGCUUCCCCCGACCCCUCAGGAGCCCGUGGCGCUUGGCACUGGGGCCGGUCAGAGCCCAUUGCUGGCACCGGGGGCCGCAGAAUCCUGCCAAGGUGUCUCAAACCACGUGCCCCCCCCACCCAACAGAGGAGCCACGGCUGGGGGCCACCACCACAUCUUCCACCCCGGACCCCUUUCCAAGCGGGCCGGAACAGACGCCUCGCCCUGGACGCAGCUCCCAGCUCCCCCCAGGCUCAUCCCCAGAGGCUGGUGCAGUGUCGCAGGGCCUGUCUGCGCCGUCGUCUCAGCUCCGGGGACGUCCGCAUGGAGCCCUCCCCGAGUGGGUCCCCUGGGGCGCAUGGGGAUCGCCUGCCUGGAUUGGACCAGGGGCCCCUCUAGUGCGGUCUCCAGCAGGGCCCGGACCCAGCCACUGCCGAGGAAGGGGCAAGCCGUCCUGCGGGGGGGGAGGGGUCUCUCCUGCUGGCUAGGGCCUGGCCAGUCUGUACGGCAGGGGCCGCUUUGCCCUUCUCAGGUAACUAGAUGGUCUCUUGUUCUUGCUGCAUUGAAUGUCCAGUCCCUUUUAACGCCUACACCUCAAUCUCUUGUGGCAGUGAGUUCCACAGGCUCGUUAUGGGGAAGGGGGAGAUUUCCUUCCUCUGAUGCACCAGCUAUGGGCCUGCGCUGGUAGGUGCAGGGGCGUGGAGUGAGUCGCUGCUGUAGAAACCAGGAGUGCUAAGGCCCCAGGUGUGAGUGGCUGGAGCGCAGGGGUUUCUAGCCGCCCCGAGUUACUGGAGUCGCGUUCCCCUCUCAGCAGCACCCCCGGCUGUGUCCCCCGACCCCUCAGUGCCAGGUUGGGGUCCCCCCACUCACUAGCCCAGCCCUGCCUGCUCGCCAGCGGGGCCGUUCCUCUCCACUGGUGCUGGGGGGCAGACCCCAUGAGCUGAUCCCAGCUGGGUCCCGGAGCUGCUCCUGCCCCUUGUCUUUUGUGUUUGGGUUGGGGUUGCCCUUGGCUCCCGGUCCCGCUGCCUCCCCUGGCCGUGUGCCCCUCGCCUGGCUCUCUCCAAUGGUGCUAUGGCCGUGGACAGCCCCACUCCCCUUUCUCGCCUUCCGGUUGGGUUUUUUAUUCAAUGACGCCCCCCUCCUACUUUGUUUUAUUUAUAUAAGUUAUUGUGAAUCCAGCUGUUUAUUGUCUGCCUUGGUCUCCCUUCAAACUGCCAAUAAAAGGUUAAGAGCG